AUGCCUGGCAUAGCACCCUCCCUGCCCACGGAUGCGCAGUCCGUGGACCCGGCAUAUGCCAUGGAACACGCCAGCGAGAACUUUAUCACGUGCGAGGUGAUGCUCGGUACCACCACCACGGAAAGCUACAGUGAUUUUAGUGCCAACGACAUACAGUACGGGUUCGAGGAGGACCAAAGGAACCGCGUGCUGAGGACGUACAUCCGAAACGCGUACAUCUAUCACUUGAACGAAAUUUUUUCGGCUGUGAAAAACGAAUACACCGACUGGGACAAACCGAUCCAACAUCCUAUUAAUAUCCGCGAUUCGACUAUGGAGGCGCUGAGUGACGGGCAUACAGUGUCGCCGUUAGUGCGGCGCUUGGGUAGCAUCCGAGGUGAAGACCUCACCUACAUCCUUGGACUGCCGCUGGUCGGCGGCCUGCCUCAUUUCCCCCAAAACUUCAGUCGCCAAGAUUUGGGAAUCGCAGAGGCCAUGCUCAACUUCGUAAGCAACUUUGCCAAAAGCGGGGAUCCCAAUGCGCCGACGCCUGGUAGCAAAGAUACGUCUCCACCGGAUUACGGUACUAAUAAGGAGAAGACCCGGUACAAAGGGUUGGUUUGGGAGCCGUACGAGAUUGGGACUCAGUUUUAUCUGUCUGUCAGUAAGUAA
Messenger RNA from Psylliodes chrysocephalus, 651 nucleotides. NCBI's taxonomy places the organism in Eukaryota, Metazoa, Arthropoda, Insecta, Coleoptera, Chrysomelidae. The record is from the annotation of a GenBank genome assembly.